Messenger RNA from Thunnus maccoyii (southern bluefin tuna), 3028 nucleotides. RefSeq names its product receptor-associated protein of the synapse, 43kD (gene rapsn). The record is from RefSeq and is a predicted model, not a curated record. Bases 793 to 2064 code for a protein of 423 amino acids. Gene Ontology annotation, cellular component: synapse. Lineage: Eukaryota; Metazoa; Chordata; Actinopteri; Scombriformes; Scombridae. The transcript has 8 exons. Gene Ontology annotation, molecular function: acetylcholine receptor binding; protein-membrane adaptor activity. Gene Ontology annotation, biological process: chemical synaptic transmission.
CAUAAGAACUCCCAAAUGAAACUGACGGCCGGUACGAGCACCAUCUGACAUGCAGUCCCUCAACGUUGGGAAAUAAAGCUGUUUAUAGCCCCCUCAUGACAGUUCACAGUCCCUCGUGUAAAGACCGGUUAGAUCCAUUUGUUGCUGUGUGUUUUUAAUGCUCCGGUGGGUUGUGAUGUCAAAAUUUCUACUCCAGCGUUUGGUCAGAGUGGAGUUUAGUGUGAAGGUAUAUCACUAGGAGUUAUAGUGACCUUGGGAUUGCUUGCUGAGGACAGAACAGAAUUCCUGAAGGGACACAUGGUCUAGAGUGACAAGGCCAUCUGCUGUAGCGCCAGCACUAGGAGGAAGGUGGAGGGGGUCGGACAGAGGGGUGUUGAGAAUUCCUUUCGCUGGGGUGUGGAGGGAGUAGAUAUUCUGGGAUAUCGCUGCUUGCACUCUGCUGGGAAACGUGUUUCUUUGGCGUUUUUCAAACGGAAAUCUGAGGGAGAAUUUUUGAACACUUGAUGGUGAGAGGGGAUCUUUGCAGGGUUAAAUGGGGAAGAUAUUUUCUUGGCCCUCCAGCUCUCCACGAAGCAAUUGGUAAUAAUGGUCUUGGUGUAUUGCCGUUUUACUUUGGCAGAUCCAGUUUCCUUUCCCUCUCAGCAGAGCCGGAGCUGAGAGAGCUGGAUCUGUUAGGCCUUCUGGCACCGACCGCUCAGAGGAUCAUCUUCAAGGGAUCUUCUUUGGAGUUGUACUUUGCAUGGCAAGGAUCUACUUUCUUGCUGCCUCACUGAAAUUGCAUGGCCUAAACGAAUGAAUAUUUUUAUGAGGCGCCUUGUACCAGAGAUGGGCCAGGACCAAACCAAGCACCAGAUAGAGAAGGGCCUGAGGUUGUAUCAGUCCAAUCAGACAGAGAAAGCCCUGCAUGUCUGGACAAAAGUGCUGGAGAAGACCUCAGACCCUGGAGGGAAGUUUCGGGUUUUGGGAUGUUUGAUCACAGCUCACUCAGAAAUGGGAAAAUACAAAGAUAUGCUCAAGUACGCCCUCGAUCAAAUCGACACAGCCAGAGAAAUGGAGGACCCAGACUACCUUACAGAGGGGUACCUGAAUUUGGCGCGUAGCAACGAGAAGCUGUGCGACUUCCAGAAAACCGUCUCGUACUGUAAGACCUGCUUAAACAUGCAGGGUACCACUGUCAGCCUGCAGCUCAACGGCCAGGUAUGUCUUAGCAUGGGCAACGCCUUCCUGGGCCUCAGCGUCUUCCAGAAAGCUUUGGAGAGCUACGAGAAGGCCUUGCGCUACGCACACAACAACGAUGACAAGAUGCUGGAGUGCAGAGUCUGCUGCAGUCUGGGAAACAUCUAUGUUCAGCUUAAGGACUAUGAGAAAGCCCUGUUUUUCCCCUGCAAAGCAGCUGAGCUUGUCAAUGACUACGGCAAGGGUUGGAGCCUCAAGUAUCGCGCCAUGAGCCAGUACCACAUGUCUGUAGCCUACAGGAAACUGGAGCGCCUGCCAGACGCCAUGGAAUGCUGUGAGGAAUCUAUGAAGAUUGCUCUGCAGCAUGGUGACCGUCCUCUGCAGGCCCUGUGCUUACUAAACUUUGCAGACAUACACCGCUGCAGGCAUGACGUUGAUAAAGCAUUCCCCCGCUAUGAGUCUUCAAUGGCUAUCAUGACUGAGAUUGGAAAUCGUCUUGGACAAUCACAAGUGUACCUGGGAGUUGCAAAGUGUUGGCUUCUGCAGAAAGAAUAUGACAAGGCUCUGGAUUCUUUGCAGCGAGCACAGGAGUUGGCAGAUGGAAUGGGAAACAAGCUGUGUACAUUGAAGGUGCAUUGCCUGAGUGAGGGGAUUUACCGAAACCAGGGGAAACAGGAGGAGGUCAGAGAGCAGGUGGUGAAGUUCCUGCAGUGUGUUGAGGAGCUGGAGCUCUACUGCGGCAUGUGCGGCGAGUCCAUCGGGGACAGGGACCAAAAGCUGCAGGCAUUACCCUGUUCCCACGUUUUCCAUCUCAAGUGUCUGCAGACAAACGGGACAAAAGGUUGCCCUAAAUGUUUCAAGUCCUCCAUGAAACCAGGAUUUGUGUGAUUAUGAGACUGUGUUUCUGCGAUGGUUUUGCGAACACAGCGUGCUGAUUCCUCACAGGCUCCUGACUGAUCUGAGAGAAGCAGGCAGCCUCAGGAUGUGCUGAAGAUGUCUGAGGAGUAAUAAUUCACUGCUCUGUGCAGAGGAUCCUGAACUGAACCAAGUGUCCCAGGGUGCGGUUCUGGGGACUCGAUCAAGGCAUCUACUAUUAUUUACAGACAUCAGUCUGUAAGUGACUGAAGCAGACAGAGGAGGUAUAUCUGACAAUGUUACAUUUCAAUAUAAGUCCUUCAUUGAUCUGAAGACUGGCCAUUUGUUGCAAAAUUCAACUAGAGAGCAAUAUGGCCGUCUAAAGAGCAUUUAUAACUUAACAUAUGCUAUUAUAUGCAGUAGAAUUGUAUAGUAAGGAUGAGAUGAGAUGACUUCAGGGUUUGUUGUUCAAAUUCCAAUAUUACCUUUUACACUUCAUCCACAUUUUCUUUAUUGAAGUUUUCUGAUUUCUGAUCAGGAGAACACAAGAGCCAUUUCUGAACUCAACAGAUUUCAUAUAUUUAUUAUUGUUUUCAUGUACAUACUAUUAUGGUCAUUUGUUUUAAAAAGUUUGAUUUAAUUUAGGUGUUUUGUGAAACCUAAAACUAACUAGAAUCUCUUAACCGUUUAAAAACUAUUAUGUCUUUACAAAGCAGGUAUAUGCAGCUGUUUUUCCUUAUCCACUGCGAUUAAGGAGCAGGAUCAACACACAUUGUGUUAUUCAUAGAAAUUCCUUUUCUGUCCAUUUCUGGAAAUUGUUUUUAGUCUGACAUCAGCAUUAAGGACACAGAUUGUUGAUAAGGAAAUCUAUUGGGUAAGAAACUUUUCUGACCAAUUGCAUACUUGUCAAAUACUUGUUUAGAAAAUAUACAAAUGGUUUAACGUGUUUUUUUUUACAUGUUUGUAGUUAUAUGUAAAUAGGAAUUUAUUGGUACAA